Messenger RNA from Drosophila hydei, 3183 nucleotides. RefSeq names its product tetratricopeptide repeat protein 14 homolog. Bases 155 to 2986 code for a protein of 943 amino acids. Lineage: Eukaryota; Metazoa; Arthropoda; Insecta; Diptera; Drosophilidae. Gene Ontology annotation, molecular function: protein binding. The record is from RefSeq and is a predicted model, not a curated record. The transcript is spliced from 7 exons.
ACGUAGUUCGCGAACAGAAAACACGAUUUUUCAUCGGGCAUUGAAAAAUAUAUAUCAAGCCAUUUAAUUAAAUUGUCUGAGCUUAAACACGCAAGACAAUACCAGACAGUGAAAAUUGUAAUGGAGUAGGAACUGACGACUACCGGUUGACAAUAUGAAUGCCAACUAUAUAUCACGUGCUCUAUGCUACCAUGGCCAGCCAUUGCAGAAAAUCUGGGAUGAUGAGCGGGGCGUCGAGGAUUUACGCCGGCUAAAUCUUACACAGCCAAACUACAGCGUCUACCAGGAGCGACAGAAGUAUUUUACAUUUCAGGAGCGUGCUAAACGUUUGAAAAUUCAUCAGUUUUUGGCAAGAAAAGCAUCAGAUCUGUAUGACCGACAGCUGGUGGGCAAUGUGAUGGAGGAAUCAUGGCUAGCGCAAAUGAGCAACUGCUAUGCACCGCAGCCCCCCAUCGAGUUCUAUUUGAACCCGAAGGACAAACGAAAAGCCUGGGCAUAUCGUAUGGGCGCACUGAAGCAGGGAGACAUUGUGUUUGCCUCAGUGCAAAAGGUUAUAACGAAUGCAAACCGGAUUAUAGUCAAGCCUUUGUGCACAGCAGAGCCAAUGCACUUCUAUCUAGCGGAUAUACCCAUUAAGGCCAUCAUCAUGCAGGAUCAUUGGGGUCCAUUGCCAUUAGACAAACAAGGAAAUCAACAUUCAUUUUCAAUUAACGAUUUUCUGCGUUGCGAAGUUUGCAGCGUUUCGGCUGAUGUGGAACGCUUGACUCUGGGCAUGUUGGGUGUGUACAAUAAGACAUCUGAUCUUAAGCUGGGCCUAUGCGAUCUGACAGAUUUACCAAAAUACUAUCGUCAAAUACGUAAUCUAGAGCCAGGAAACGCACCACACUACGAAGAUCAGUUGAAUGCAGCGCUGGAAUUUGAGAAUCCUAAUUGUGAUGUGCUUUUUCAAUUAAAUGGACUCCAGCCCAAUGAGAAUCUUACAUUAAUGAGCAACAUUAAACAUGGCUUUCCCGAAUCUGAGUAUGCCUUGGAGCUGCGACAGAAACAGGCCUCACAGUGGGCAUUCCGCUCCGUGGCUGAUGGCAUUGAGCACUUUAAGAAUGGUCAACAAGUUGAGGCCUUUCAGUGCCUGAACAAAGCCCUGAACAUUGAUCCGCGCAAUGUCGAAGGCUUAGUAGCGCGCGGUGCACUGUACGCGAAUCGUGGCAGCUUCUUGAAGGGUCUGAAUGACUUUGAAAAGGCGCUAAUUUUGAAUAAGUACCAUGUGAAUGCGCGUAAAUAUAUGGGCGAAACCCUGGUGGCACUCGGACGCAGCUAUGAGGAGGAGAAUCGCAUACCGGAUGCCAUCAAGGCCUACAGCGAUUGUCUAAAUCUAUUGCCACAGCAUGAGCAGGCACGCAUAUCCCUUGAUGCACUGCAGCAAACCCGGGCAUCUGUACUUGGCCCCAGCUCCAAUUUAAUGACCAUGCAGCAUAGCACCGAAAUGCUCAAUUUACCCAACACUGCGGACGCUACCGUCAACAUUGCCUCCUCGGACGAGUCCAGUUCCUCUAGUGCUAGUGACAACGAAAACGAGAGCGAAGAGCGGCCUGUCAAAUCGCGCUCCCAUUUGACCAUAGAGCAGGACAAGCAUGCCGUUAGUGAUUCCCUAUCAGCUAACGAGUUUAAGUUGGACGACGACGACACUAUGAACAGUGUGCGACGACUGUUGCGCGAGGCUAGUAAACACAAGAAAUCUAAAAAGAAGGGCAAAAAGAAGAAGGACAAAGACAAAGAACGCAAGGAAAAUAAAAAAUCUAAGUCAAAAUCUGCUGAUGAAAUCGAGACUCUGACAAAUACAGAAGCCGCACUCGAAAUGCUCAAGAAAAUUGACUAUGCCGCGGCGUUCAGGCUCAUGAGCAGCAGCAGUAGUGAUGCCCAGCUAAAGGCCCAGUUGCAAAACUAUUUCAAGCAAAAAGAACGCUCAGAAACGCCCCCACCACCGCCUCCAUCUGCACCCACUACAAUGCGCAAACAGCCUGCGGCAUCAGCAUCAACGUCGGCAGGAAGUUACAACCUAAUGAUGGGUCCAAGCACUUCAAAAUACGCUGCCGCUGCAGCGGCUACUUUGGAUGAUGAGCAACCACCGCCAGCGCCCAAGUUUCAUAUGCAACAACAACAACAACAGCAACAGAAACUCUCUUUUCAAAUUAAGAAGCGUCCCCUGCAGAUGGACAAAUUUGGCUUGCUACGUUUAGCCACGCCGCUCAGCUCCCAUUCACAGAGUCGCAGUCGCAGUCGUUCGCCUAGACGACGCACUAGAAGCCGCUCACGUGACCGACGCUCAUCCCGACGACGCGGCGGCAACUCUCGUUCUCGCAGUCGGAGCAGAAGUCGAAGUCGCUCGCGCUACUCGAGAUCAAGAAGACGACGCACACGUAGUCGUAGCCAGAGUCGGAGUCGUAGUCGUAGUUAUUCGCCCGCACGUUACGGUGGAGGAGGAGGUGGUGCUGGAGGACAACGAUAUAGAGGACGUGGAUUUAAGCAACGCUUUGGGAAUCGUCGUUCCCGCUCACGUUCCUAUGGUCGAGCACGACGCACGCCGUCGCCAUUUGUGCCUCGUCGUUCACCGUCGUCAUAUGUGCCACGUCGCACGCCCUCGCCGUUUGUGCCACGUCGCACACCGUCGCCAACUGCACGCUAUCGACGCACUCGCUCGCGAUCACGCACCUAUAGUCCACGGCGCCAUCAGCCCAUGCGUUUUACGCCGCGCGGUCGGGGGCGUGGCCGCGGACGUUUUCAAAAUCGCUGGCAGUUCGACAACCGCAAUAAUGGUCGACGUUUUAGUCCUACACGGAGCGUAAGCCCACCUGGCGAUGGACCCACCAUUGAAGAGGUGGACGAAAUGAUCAAAGAAGCACAAAAGGAACGCAAACAAGGCAUUAUUGAAAGCGACAGGGAUAUACUGAAAAAGAAAGUCACAAACACACCCAGUGACAAGGCCUAAAUAUUAAAGUUCUGGCACAUCUAGUGUUAAGUGUUUCUUUCUACGUAGUUCUAUGUAUGCUUAAUAACCACUCAAAAUGUAAUUGAUAUCACCUUAAACUCAACCAUGGACACCAAAAUAAAGUUGCUUAUAAAGCAAAUUUGUUGCAUGGUCUGCAUGCUUUACAAAUAAAGAGGAAAUCCUACAAUGAAUUAUUG